AUGACGUCAUAACCUUCAUGUAAACUUAGCACGCUAGGGCAAAACCGAAGAUUUGAUCGAGUUAUGGGUAAAUUACGCAGCGAAAAUUCGAAACUAACACUAAUAGAAGACUUCAUAGAAAGGUUUAGAGACUAGUGAUGCACUGAGCCUCGCGAUUUGGUAUUGUUUCGGUGUUAGAAGCGGGGCAAGAGGUGUUUAUAGUUGGUCUUAUAUCAUGAAGAACAAGGGCAUUUUAAUUGGAGUGAUUUGGCUGUUAAAAUGCUGUCUUUCACGGCCGCAAGACCACGGAUACGAGCUAUGUAAACCAAAUCUGACACCGCCAUUUGGGAGAGUAAAAGUACACGUCCUCAAAUCCAAAGGACCUGGGAAUUCGUGCCAAGGAUGUGCGGAGCUAAAGAACUGCACAACAUUUGACGGAGCUAUUCAAAUACAGGGAUAUCGUGUGAGCGAUGCCAAUUCUGCAAAAGAGCUAUAUUUUCCUAAGCUAACAGAAAUCACGGGCCAUCUCCUUGUGUCUUUAUUGUUCAAUAUCAAAGACCUAAAGGGAAUAUUCCCGAAUCUGGCCGUAAUUCGAGGGAGAUAUCUAUUUCUUGAUUAUGCUUUAGUCAUUUAUCAAAAUAAUGGCUUGGAGCAAAUCAACUUGCCCUCUCUUACGACAAUUUCAAGUGGAGGUAUCCGCAUCGAAAAAAAUAUUAAUUUGUGUUAUGUGAAGACAAUAAGGUGGAAAUCAAUCAUGAAAAUGAAUUCUGAUGAUCCCUAUUCCUUGGUGACGAGCUCGAAUAACAACGACUGCUAUGACUUGUGUUAUAAAGGGGAAUGCACAGUUCCGGCUGGUCAUGGAGCUUCCGGUAAACAAUAUUGUUGGAGUUCCGGAGAUCCUUCGGACUUCUCAUGCCUAAAACUUUGCGACACCAAGUGUGGGGAUGCAGGCUGUGUCCGGGGUACUGAUUACCAGUGCUGUCACCCAGGGUGUUUGGGUGGGUGUUUUCAGCCGAAUUCCCCCUUGGAGUGCUAUGCGUGUAAAAAUCUGCGGUUACCAAGUGGUCAAUGUGUGGAGAAAUGCCCAGUUGGAUUAUUAAUGAUCAACAAUCUAGAAUGCAUACAAUCCUCCAAAUGUCCACCAGAUUAUUACAAGCUAGAAUCGACGUGUGUGCUAGAGUGCCCAGCCGGAUACCAAGCCAAAGAAAAGAUUGAUUUCAUUCGCUGGGAAAAAACAAAGACAUGCGAAGCUUGUCUAACAGAAAGAUGUCCCAGAGUCUGCAAAGUAUCGUCGAACCAAGGCAAUGGUGGUAUUAUCGACUCUAUCAGCUCUCUCAGGCAUUACAAAGGUUGUACGGACAUCAAAGGCAAUCUGGAGAUUAAACUGCGAGGCGGUGGCCAGACUAUCGCUAAAGAACUUGAAGACAACCUCGGAAUGAUCGAGAGGGUCACAGGUUACAUAGUGAUCAGGGAAUCCGUCGCAAUCGUCACGCUCAAGUUCCUCAAGAAUCUGCGGCUUAUUGAGCCGGAGAAGACGAUUGACGUCCAGAAGAGACGUCUUGUCGACGUGCUUUAUAACGACAGAUAUGCCCUUACCAUUAUGGACAACCCGAAGCUCGAGGCAUUAUGGGAUUUCCGGUCAGACCUUCAGAUCACUGCUGGGGGCAUCCUUGUCCGCAUGAAUCCGAGGCUCUGCCCAGGCAGGAUCGACCCUCUGGUCAAUGACGUAUUGCAAUGGACUAAUGCCAGUCUUGGGCGCCCUGUGGAUGUUUCCCAGACUUCCAAUGGAAAUGCUGUGGCAUGUCAAGUAAAAGCCAUCAACAUGACUGUGCGUGAGUUGGUCAAGCCUAUGUUCAGCGCAUGCGCAGACGUGUGCGUUGAAGUGAGCUGGGAAGAGGUCCGUAUCAAGGAAGAUUACAGGAAUGUGCUCUUCUACUCUAUCUCCUACCGAGUCGCUCCAGACAGAGAUAUUACCGAAUUUGAUGGAGUCGACGCCUGUAGUGCAACUCAAGUGUGGACUCGUAUUGAUGUGCCCGCGGGGGAUCCUGGGACAGUGAACACCAGUGUCUCGUCACCGGGCUUCCGCCCUGUUAACCGGUUAAGCAGGUUUAUUGGGAAGUUGACGCCCCACACUCUUUAUGCGUUCUACGUAGAAGCGGCUACCCUUAAUAACACAGGCGCGCGCAGCGCCUUGAUGUUUCUACAGACCCGAGAGAUGAUACCUUCUGCCGUGGUCGGACUGGAGGCAAGUUACCUCGACCCAUUUACGCUUCUUGUCAAGUGGCAACCACCGCUGUACCCUAAUGGUAACAUCACAAAGUACCUAGUCCAGUACCAGCAGAGCGAGUAUUCCGUCUGGAGGCAGCCUGGAAUCGAUUGGUGCAUUAGGCAGGUGUUAAGGGACGGAGACAGCAAAGAUGGUGACGACGGAAAAGAUGCCGACAAAAAUGGCGAGUGUAAAGUAAACAUCACGUGUAAUUGUGACGAGGAAAAAGAGGUGGACAAACCGGAGAAACGCGCGGCUCUUUUCGCCAAGGAAUUCCAAGACGUCUUGUUCAAGGCAAUAUUCACGAAGACCAAGGACGAUAACCCCUCCCCCACUAACCAGACAACCACCCCACCCACCAGCAUGACAUUCCUGGUCAACGGGACCAACUGCACCGCCGAAGACCAGGCUAACGGUCUGUGUGAGCAAAUAUCCACCACAGCUUCCCCAACAAGCACGGCAAGUGACGUCACGACGGAGUCAACUUACACGACCCCUGUCAGUAACGACUCUAGCACCACAGUGAAUACCACAAUGAUCCCGACUACAAGUAUUCCGGUCCUGGAGGCUAAUGGCACAGAGGGGAGCAUACGGAUCUCGGGGCUGAAGCACUUCACUGAUUACACCAUACAAGUUUGUGCUUGUACAAGUGCUGGAUGUGCUACCAAUACACGUUGUUCCAACACACGGGGGCGAACACACCGGAAAGAAAAAGCGGAUGACCUAACAGGAGUCGUGAAAGUCCAUGUUAACAACGCAACAAGAUCGUUCAACAUCUCUUGGGGACAACCUGUUGAUCCGAAUGGUGUAGUACUAAAAUACGAUGUGGAAGUCAGUUAUGCAUCCCGGUCCAGCCCCGAGAUUGUGUGUUGGCAGGGCCAUAAGCCAUCAUGGUUAGUACGAGAAGGCAUGUAUGGCAACUACUCAGUGCGCGUGCGCGCCAUAACACCCGCUGGCAACGGUUCGUGGACGAGCCCCGUUCUGUUCACCAUACACGAGGAAAAAGAUCCUGGAGGGAGUGGCAAGUUGGUACAGAGCUCUCGUGUUGGGGUGAUCGUUGGUUCAAGUCUUGCGGCGUGUAGCGUGUUCAUUCUGACUUGUGGCAUCGUCAUUUGGUUUGUGGUCAGGAAAAGGUAUCAGGAGAAGCAGGUCCCGACUGUACUGUACGCGUCCGUCAACCCCGAGUACAUGAACUCUACUGACGUGUACAUCGCGGAUGAGUGGGAGGUGCCACGUGAGAAGAUCAAGCUGAUCCGUGAACUCGGCAACGGCUCGUUUGGUAUGGUGUACGAGGGAGAAGCUACGGACAUCGUACCGAACAAACCCAAGUGUAAAGUGGCUGUCAAGACGGUCAGUGAGAACGCAUCUAUCCGAGACCGAAUAGAAUUCCUACAAGAAGCGUCUAUUAUGAAGGCGUUUCAGUGUAACCACGUGGUACGGUUGCUGGGUGUGGUCUCUGAUGGACAGCCCACGCUCGUCGUCAUGGAGCUAAUGGAUAAUGGAGACCUGAAAAACUUCCUGCGCUCCCAUAGACCCGAGGAGUCAGAUGAGCCUCCUCCCACUCUGCAACAGAUGCUUCAGAUGGCGGGCGAGAUCGCAGAUGGCAUGGCAUACCUGGCUGCCAGGAAAUUUGUACACAGGGAUCUCGCAGCCCGUAAUUGCAUGGUGAACGCAAAUUUGACUGUCAAGAUUGGAGAUUUUGGUAUGACUCGAGACAUCUACGAGACGGAUUACUACAGAAAAGGCGGAAAAGGUCUCCUCCCCGUUCGAUGGAUGGCACCUGAGUCGCUCAAGGACGGAGUGUUCACUUCACCUUCUGACGUUUGGUCGUUCGGGGUCGUUAUGUGGGAGAUGGCGACUCUUGCGUCUCAGCCAUACCCUGGCAAGUCUAACGAGGAAGUCCUCAAGUACGUCGUGGACGGUGGCGUUAUGCCCAAGCCAGACGACUGUCCGGACAGAUUGUUUGACCUCAUGACGUUGUGCUGGCAGUUUAGUCCCAAAGCGAGGCCGACUUUCCUGUCAAUCAUCUCACUCAUAGAGGAAGACUUAUCUCAAGAAUUCCGAGAAAACUCAUUCUACCACAGCCUACCCGCAGAGCAACUCAACCAAAUGCUACGAUCGAAGAGUCAUCACAUUCCUAGACAGCGAGCAGAGACUGUCCAAUCAGAGCUCGAAUCUAGCACAAGUGUGUAGGACUGGCCAAUUAUGGAACGAGAAAUAUAGGGAGCAAAAGAUCGACCAAUCAAAAGUCCUUCUGGUGAUCGACCAAGUAGAAGACAUUGUUGUGGAGUGCUCAAUGUGCGUGACCAAUCGAAGCGCAUCACGCAUGCGUACUAUUCAGUCAUAAAGCGAAUUACACAGACAUGUAAAAAUUGACAAAUCACAGACGUUGUUAGAUUAUUCGAUCUGUUGAAGCUAUGUGGAACAGCGGGAAUGACAAUUAAAAUUCAUCGUCAAGCGUACUACCCAAUCAGGAAUCUGACAGAUAAAAUAGAAUGUUUGAGUGACCAAUCAGAACCUCCUUCACCCAGAGGACACUUCGCGCUCUUCCAACAGUGUACGAGCCCGAAACACUGACCAAUCACAGCAACGAUACCCAUUAAGAAAUCUUCCGUGAAUCACGCCACUCCCUACUCAUUGUAAACAAAAUUUUGGGGUAACUUGAAUUCGCAAAAAGAAACCGAUCAGUAUAUUUCAUGGCGGGUCUUUCGCGAUAAGUUCAGACUUUUCGGAGGCUAAUUUCAAACGUAUUAUCCAUGAGCUGUAUUCAAUGCAAAUGCAUGCAAAUAAAUCGAGUCGAUCGUUUCAUCUUCAUUUGCAUGGAUUUGCAUUGAAUACGGCUCAUGGAUAGAGUAAGUACGCAGCUGCUUUGUCUCCUAUUAUCUUUGUUCUACAAAGGAGUUCUUUUGUCUCUAUUCUUCUUGUUCUUUGUUUCGAGGUGCGGAUAUUGUUCAUUUGCCCAAUCAAAUUGCAGCUUGUAAGAGCUGCGUACUGACCCCAUGGAUAAUACGUUUGAACUUAGUCUUAGAGAGUCUCCUUUCAAUCCUAUGUUGUUACACUUCCAAAUAAUGUAAAUGGAUUUUUGGUAACGCGUGUCAAGUAGUCACCAACAUCAUACCAUGCUUUCAUUAUAUUAAAUUUCUAUUAAAUUAUAUAUAUAUAUAUAUAAAUUUAUAUUAAAUUUAUUAAAUUAUAUAUAAUUUAAUAUUAAAUUUAUAUAUAUAAAUUAUAUUAAAUUUCUCGAUAUAAACGUUCAAGCAUGCGCUUAAGGUAACGAAUAAUAUCGUUGUUUCAUUCUGAUUGCAUUUUACGUAGAAUUUCGUUAAGCAUUGGAAUUGAUUAUGACAGCAAAAGACGGCUUGACAAAACAGUAAUCGAAAUUUUUUUACGAAAUGAAAUGAAAUAAAACUCAUAAAUAUAUUUUUUGAACAUAUUUUAUUCAAUAUUCAUAUAUAAUACAUACCUUUAGAAAUUUAGAAAUAUUGAUUUUUGGCCAAAAUGAUUUGUAUAUACUGCAUGACUCACUCUGUGAUAUCCAUAAUUUAUUGAUAAUUUAUUAGUAAUCCUUGAGGGUUACGUUAUGUCUCAUGUCGUCUGUGUUUAGUUCCCAAUUCCUGAUGUCAGAUGUAUGCAUAUGUGUUAUUCAUUAUGUGACAAAUGAGUAAUAAUAAAAAUCGUCAUUGAGA
Messenger RNA from Nematostella vectensis (starlet sea anemone), 5931 nucleotides. RefSeq names its product putative insulin-like peptide receptor. The transcript is spliced from 30 exons. Gene Ontology annotation, cellular component: membrane; signaling receptor complex. NCBI's taxonomy places the organism in Eukaryota, Metazoa, Cnidaria, Anthozoa, Actiniaria, Edwardsiidae. The coding region runs from base 215 to 4438 and encodes 1407 amino acids. Gene Ontology annotation, molecular function: ATP binding; transmembrane receptor protein tyrosine kinase activity; protein binding. The record is from RefSeq and is a predicted model, not a curated record. Gene Ontology annotation, biological process: multicellular organism development; positive regulation of kinase activity; protein phosphorylation.